Molecule: messenger RNA, 1140 nt
Organism: Calliphora vicina (urban bluebottle blowfly)
Lineage: Eukaryota; Metazoa; Arthropoda; Insecta; Diptera; Calliphoridae
Product: CLIP domain-containing serine protease B4
Exons: 6
Coding region: 1-1131 (376 amino acids)
Biological process (GO): proteolysis
Molecular function (GO): serine-type endopeptidase activity
Source: RefSeq, a predicted model, not a curated record
AUGUGGCAUUUAUGGCAAAUUUUCACUUUUCUCAUAAUUGGAUUAUUAGCUGAUGUGGGAAAUUGUGAAUAUGGUGAAUUUGAAAAACUAGUUGUUUCUGGCACUUAUGUCAAGCCACCAACUGCAGCACCUCAAGGUCGUUCCUAUGGCCAAAGAUCUUAUUAUGAUGCCAAUACAGAAUGUACAGUGGGUACUGAAUGUACGCCCCUGCACGACUGUACGGCCAUGAUUUACGAAGUCGCAAAAAUGUGUUAUUAUGGUGAUAAAUCGCUGUUUUGCGGAGGUGGCGAAGAAAUGCCCUAUGUAUGUUGUCCCAGUAGUCCGUUGGAGAAAAAUCAAGUUUGUGGUAAAUCUUUGGUGCAGGGCCACUUCUAUCGUGGUUUGGGAACAUAUCCAUUUGUGGCGAGAAUUGGAUUUAAACAUAUUAAUACCGGAGCCUUUGCUUAUCCCUGUGCUGGUUCAGUUAUAGCCAGGAGAGUCAUAUUGACAGCAGCUCAUUGUGCUUUGGCCAAAGCAGAUGGUCAUAGAUUAUCAUCCGUUCGCGUUGGCGAAUAUGACACCUCCUCCGAUCCAGACUGUGCCAGCACCGGCUUUUGUGCCCCUCGCUCGGUCAAUCAUGCCAUAAGUCAUGUCAUUGUUCAUCCCGAUUAUAAACAGGGUCAAUACCAUCACGAUAUUGCUUUGUUGGUUUUGAAAACACCUCUCAAUUAUUCUGUGGCUACGCAACCAAUCUGUUUGCAAAAGUCUCGUACAAAUUUGGUGGUGGGCAAACGUGCCACCAUAGCUGGCUGGGGAAAAAUGUCCACAUCGAGUAGCCGUCAACCGGAAAUGUCUUAUUUGGAUGUUCCAUUGACCAGCUGGGAUUUGUGUUUGCGUAAUUAUGCCUCAACUGGAGCCUUGGAGUCGCCUAACUCUAUAGAGGGCCAAUGGAUGUGUGCUGGUGGUGAGGGCAAGGAUGUGUGUCAGGGUUUUGGAGGGGCACCGCUGUUUAUACAGGAGAAUGGUAUAUUUUCACAGAUUGGCAUUAUGUCUUUCGGAUCUGACAAUUGUGGGGGCUUACGCAUACCCAGCGUUUAUACUUCGGUGGCUCAUUUUGCCGAAUGGAUACAUGAUAAUACACCACCCGAAUAAUUUUUUGUG